Rotaria sp. Silwood2 is the source of this 711-nucleotide messenger RNA. Lineage: Eukaryota; Metazoa; Rotifera; Eurotatoria; Philodinida; Philodinidae. The record is from the annotation of a GenBank genome assembly.
AAAAAUUUCGAGUUAGCAAAUCUCAUAUAGGAUCACGUUCUGGUAGUCUAGUUCUUUGUGUUCUUUUUCUGUUUUAUAUUUGAAUAAUAAGAUAUUUGUUAAAGAAUCAACAAUUAAAGAUGUGCAUGCUUGAUAAAGAGGCUGACAAAAUUCGGGACUAUUCCAAUUGUUCCGUGGGACGGAACAAACGGGAUUCUAAACUGUUUCGAAGGACUCUAUAUGUGCGACAUCAACCAGCUAUUGACUAUUAUAUAAUAAAGUUCGACAAUAUAUCUGAAUUAUAAAAUACACAUUCAUACUCCUGCAAACGUGAAGAAGGAAACAACCACACUCACAUCCAUACUCACCCACACCCACACAUCCAGAAGACUUCAUGAGACUUCAAAAGACUUUAAGAGACUUCAUGGACCUUCAAAGCCGAAAUCUCAGCUGUCGAUCCCUCGUACUGUUAUUCAACAACUUGAUCUAACACAGAUUUUAUCUGAAACUGAUGCACCUUACUUUGUAUCUGAAGAAGUUAUUAUUUAUUGAAAAAUAAAUUCAUUUAAAUUUUAUGUAAAUUUUUUAUUUUAGCUUUCCAGUCUUUCACAUUGUGCUCAUCCAAGUAUAGUUUAUAGUGUUGUUGAAACUACAGCACAAAUUCGACAAUUAUCUAUCAAUGAUGUUGCUUCACAAUUAAAAGAAAAUGUUUAUCAUAUUUAUGGUGUUUAA